Messenger RNA from Chlamydomonas reinhardtii, 3277 nucleotides. RefSeq lists its product as uncharacterized. The transcript is spliced from 3 exons. Bases 150 to 2465 code for a protein of 771 amino acids. Gene Ontology annotation, molecular function: protein tyrosine phosphatase activity. Gene Ontology annotation, cellular component: nucleus. The record is from RefSeq and is a predicted model, not a curated record. NCBI's taxonomy places the organism in Eukaryota, Viridiplantae, Chlorophyta, Chlorophyceae, Chlamydomonadales, Chlamydomonadaceae. Gene Ontology annotation, biological process: positive regulation of DNA repair; cell differentiation; anatomical structure development.
CAAACAGGCAAUUGAGAGGGCGCUUUCGACGCGACUUCUAGACUCAUCAAAGUUUCUGUGUUUGGUUCCGCACAACAGCCGGCAACCGGCAUCUUCUCGCUCCGAUCCCGUCGCUCUUUCGGUGCUUUGACUCAUCAAGUUAGCUUAGGAUGGCCGGCGGCUGGCCAGGAGGGCCGGUCCAGGUUGACAGCGAGCCGCGAGACCCCCAGCAUGCGGCCAUGAAGCCGACCCCAGAGCGCGGCACGCACGUGCACGGCUCGUCUGCAUUCCUACAAGCUCUCGGUGAUGCGCCUCACGCGGAGACGGCCUGGCGGCCUCCGCCGGCCAGCGGUCCUGGUCCCGGUCCUGCGCAGGCUUCCGGCGCGGCACUGUACGCGGCGCACCACGUCGCACCGUCCUGCCCCGACCUUGCCGGCGCGCCUCAGGCGCUGCAGUACUACAACCCUUACCACUCCGCCUCCACGCCCAUGCUGCACCCUGGGCAGCACCCUCACCACGCGGCGCCCCCGGCGCCGUACACGCUGGCGUACACGCAGUACGAGCAGCACCACCACGGCGACCAGCUGUACCAGUACCAGGCGCAGGGCGGGAUGCAGUACGCGUGGCAGGGGUACCACGCGCAUGGCAGUGACUUCAUGGCGAAGGGCGGCUCGGGCGACGGUGGCGGCCGUAGCGUCGGGACCAGCAGCAAUGGGUCGGGCAUGGUGAGCGCGGCCACGGGCAACACGCCCACAGCCGGCGCCAGACCUGGAGCCGGAGCGGGGCCAGCGGGGGCGGGCAGCGCGGCUGCAGGGACACCUUUCAGCUCGGCGCGGCCUCACCUUCCGCCUCACGCCCCCAUAGCGGCGGCGGCUGGCGGCGCCGUGCGGCCCUCGCCGCCGCCUCAGCCGGGGCCAGGGGCUGGCGGGGCGACGCACCCGCAGCAGCCCUUCAAUGGGUCGGGCGCGGACACGGAAAUGUAUGACCCGCUGUCACACGCGAUGGAUGAGGACUGUGGUCAGGCGGAGGUGUCAGCAGCUGCCGCCACGUCGCCCGCACCAGCAGCGUCCUCUGCACCAGCAGCAGCACCAGGGGCCCGGCACGAGCAGCAGCAACCACAGCAACAACAACUACAGCCGCCGGAAGUGGACCUGAUCGUAGUCUGGGACCUGGAUGAAACACUCAUCGUCUUCAAUUCCCUCAUCAGCGGCGCAUUCGCUCGCGCCGCCGCGCUCGUUGCCUCCACGUCCGCACGCGCCGCGGCGUCUGCCACUGCCGCCGCCGGUGGGGGUAGCCCGGGCGGGGCCGCGGGCGGUCAGAAUCUCGCGGCGGUGGCAGAGGCGGCUGCGCUGCCGCGUCAGGCGGCUGCGCUCGGCCAGAAGCUGGCCGACCUUGUGUUUGAGUUCUGCGACGAGCACAUGGGUUUUAAAACGCUGGACCAGCUGGACCCGCAGUCCUUCGCGGAGCUGUGGGCGCUCGCCGCCGCCUCCGAGGCAGACGCCCAGGCCGUGGCCGACACCGCUGCGGAGGACGCCGCAGCCGCCAGCGGCGACGUGGCCGCAGCGGCGGCGGCCGCGGCAGCGGCGGCGGCCGCCGCCGCCCUCGCCGCCGCCGGCCCCGUCAGCCGCGCGACACUGGAGCGCAUUGCCGCGGCGUACGGCGGCGGCACCGCAGGGCUGCCGGCGCUGCUCGGCGCGGAGAAGGCGCGCGUGUUGACGGCGGCCCUGGCGGAGGUGGAGGAGCUCACUGGCGGCUGGGUGGCGGCGGCGCGGCAGCUGCUCACCGGUCUGAACGCGGUGGUGGAAGCUCAGGCGGCGCGGCGCGCCGCCGCGGUCGCGGCCGGCGAGGACGAGGCGGUGGCUGCGGGGCCGUGGCUGGGCAUCACGGCGCCGCCACCGGCGCUGUCGUACAGGCGUGUACGGCACGUGCUGGUGUCCGCGGGGCACCUGGUGGCCACGCUGGGAAAGCUGCUGAUGUGGGGCCUGGACGAGCACUUCGACAUCCGGGACGUGUACAGCGCGAGCGGCCGCUCUAAGCUGGACGCCUUCCGCCAGCUCCGAGCCGCUCUGGGGGCGCACAAUGCCUUUGCGGCCGUGGGCGAUGGCGCGGAGGAGGAGCGCGCGGCCGGCGUCAUGGGCUGGGGCUUCGUGCGCGUCGGCCUCACACACUCGUCGGCCGCGCGGCAGCACCACGGCCACGGCCACGACCGCCACGCCGCCACGGACGGCAACGGGCAGGGCGAAGGGGCCUCCUCCGCCUCCGCCGCUUCCGCCCCUGGCGCUGCUACCGCUUCGCCGGCGGGAGCAGCCGGGAUGACUGGCGGCGCCGCUGUGCCCAACAGCCAGUUCGGCUACCGGAGCGUGAGCCCCUUGGCGCGGUCGGAGUCAACGGCGCCGCCGCAGCCCUGGCAGCUGCCGCGGCCGCUGGCGGCCAUCUCGCCACAGGAGGUGCUGUGCGCGGCACGGGAGGCGUACUGGUACUUCUAAGCCGUGUUGGCACUUAAGGCCCAGAUGCUAGUGCGGGUGUGGGGGGGGCGGGGCAAAAGCAUGGGCUCGGGUGGGCGCGGUGAGGGCGGGCGCGGCAGGGAUGGUGUGUAGGAUUGGAAAUGAACUGGGCAGGACGCGCGAGCUGACAGAGGGGUAUCCUAGACUGAUAGCACCGCCAGACAGCAAACAGGUAUGGUGCUGGUUUGUUCGUGUGCGUAGCGUGCAUUGCUAGGCUACGCACAUGCUGCGGUGGUGCUUAGACACGGCAGAUCGACAAGGAAGAUGCAAGUGCUUCUGCAUUUGUCCAGAACGAGCUAUCUCCACGUCUUUGCUUUGCUCAUAAGAUAACAUCCGUGCUGCUUUGGUACGUGUGUACCCCAACGGGCGCGGGUGUGGGCGCACGCGAGUUUUAGGCGGGCGCGGCUUGCUCUUGACCUUUCUUUGCAAGGCAUCUGCACCCAGUUUUGCGGGAAUGUUUGUAAGUGUGGGCAAAAGCGGCUGUUGCGCCACCGCUCGUUUCUGCAAUUAGUGUCGAUUUAAUGGCAAAGAGGGGGCAUUGUAUAUUUUCCAAUGUGAGGUUCGGCGUGGCCGCCGGUGGGGGUGGGACGAAAUUUAUAUCGGUAAGCGUAUGUCUAGACGCCUGGCCGCCGAUGGGGACACGUGAGAGAUGCGUCGACGUGGAGACAGAUGGAGAGGCCGUCGCGGAUGCGCUCUUCUAGGCAGCAGCGCAUGGAAAAAUUUCGUCUGUGCUUGUCAUUGCUUGUACUAGUGCCUGCUUCGAGCGCCCGGCCUGGUCUGACUCUGAUCAACCU